UUUCAGGGAAACGAUUCACCAACAACAAUGGAUACGGAAAAAGCAGAAGGACAUAUCAAUAAAUUGGAAAAAGGAUGGACGCCUGGUCCAAUAUAUAAAGUGAAUGGAGAGAUACCACUUGUAAUUUAUGCGUCAAAUUGUUCCAAACUUCAAGUCGCUGUUGCUGAAACACCUGGACCUCUGGUUAAAGGUCUUAUCUCCUUUGUGACAGAGACAUUCGAUAAUGAUGGUUUGCCUCAUACUCUGGAACAUCUUACUUUCAUGGGUAGUAAAAAAUAUCCGUAUAAAGGUGUUCUGGAUUUGAUUGCCAAUCGAUGUAUGGCAUCAGGGACGAACGCAUUUACUGCUCAAGAUCAUACAGCUUAUGAAUUAAUUACUGUUGGCAGUCAUGGAUUCCUGAAGAUUUUACCUAUUUACAUAGAUCAUUUACUAUCGCCAACAUUAACGGAUGCUCAAUUUAUGACUGAAGUCCAUCAUAUCAACGGUAAAGGUGAAGACGCUGGGGUUGUUUAUAGUGAAAUGCAAGAGCACGAAUCAGAAAUGAAUAACAUUGUAAGUUGGAAACGAAAGGAGCUGUUUUAUCCUGAGUAUAAUCCAUAUCGUGUGGAAACGGGUGGUCGUUUGGCUGCUUUACGUACAACAUGUAGUAUGGAAAAGAUAAGGCGAUAUCAUCAUGACUUUUAUCACAUUAGCAAUAUGCUUGUGAUUGUAUGUGGAUCUAUUGACCACUCGAAAUUGCUGCGUAUUUUAUCAUCAAUCGAAGAAAUAUCGCAGCAGCGAGUACCACAUCUGUUCAAUAGGCCAUUCAAGAAUCCCAUGCUGGUAUUCGCGGAACCUCAAGAGAAGCAAAUUGUUUGCCCAAGUGAAGACGAAAAACUGGGUGCGGUGGAGAUUGCUUGGAUAGGUCCUUGCAGCAAUCUCCAAGAUUUGCUACAACUUGAAGUACUUGCAAAUUAUCUGAGUGAUACUGCUGCUUCCCCGUUGGAACAAGAUUUUGUGCAGCUUGAUGAGCAGCUGGCAAGCUUCGUGCAUCUAUAUAUACGUGAGCAGUGUGUUAGUGAAAUAGUAUUAUACUUUAAUGGGGUGCCGAUUAAUGAACUGCAAAACAUCAAAAAAAGAUUGUUCGAGAAAACUUUGCCGCAAACGUUUGAAAGGAAUUUUGACGCGGAACGAAUGGCAAAUGUGAUUACACACAUGAUUGAUAAAAAGCUUUCAAAGAUGGAAACAGACUGUCAUAAUGUUGUUUUCGAAAUAAUGUGCAUGCAUCAGAUCUACGGGAACUUUAAAGAACUUCCAAUGCGGUUAGAUCAUGUUGCGGAAUUGCGAAAGAUGUUGGAACUGCAACCUGAAGACUGGAUCAAGUUAGCGCGUCGGUAUCUGACAAAGAAAUGUGUCUGUGUUAUGGGUUUUCCUUCUCGAGAUGAAGUGACCAAAAUUGCUAAAAUGGAAAAAAAGCGAAUUGAGGAACGACGUAGAAAGUUAGGGAAAGAUGGGCUUCGGCGAUGUGCCGAAGAAUUAGAAAAAGCGAAACAUGAAACAAUGGCUCGAAAGCCUUCACCUGAACUACUUUCUGGAAUGAUGAUACAUGAGUUAGAGAAUUUCGCAACGUUUAAUGUACGCACGUUGCAUGCACGGACAGGUCAGAAUAAUGAUGAAAUAUUCAAGUUACCGCUGCCAGUCUAUAUACAUAGUGUGGAAACACAUUUUGUUAAGUUUAUACUGGUUUGGGAUACAAAGCUUAUACCACUAGAAUUGCGGUUGUGGAUGAUGCUUUACUUCGAAUUGAUGUUCCAGAGCCCUGCUGUUGUGGAGGGUAAAAAAUUAUCAUAUGAGGAAAUGGCAAAAUUAUACACCCGGGAUUUGAUAUCAUAUUGCGCAUCUAUUGGUGUUUUGAAUCAUUUUGGGCGAUUCUGUUCACUUACUUUAAAAGCUGUUCCCGAACGAUAUGUGACUAUGUUGUCAUGGGUUACGACAUUUGUUAAAGGGAUAAUCUUCGAAGCAGAGCGUGUGAAGGUAGCCGCUCAAAGCUUAAUUGCCGAAGCUGAUGAAGAAAAACGAGACGGAUGUGAAAUGCGAAAUGCGCUUCUUCAGACUACGUUGUUCCACAAAGAUAGUAAUGAUUAUAUCUAUGGUUUGGUCCAGUUAGAAGAGUUCCAUAAAAAUUUGCUCAUGCUAACUAAAGAAAAUCCCACCUACGUUGUCGAUAAACUGGAGAAAUUACGUGAAGCACUAAUAAAUGCUCCGAUAAAUGUGCACAUUAUUUGCAACACGAAAAAAAUUAUGCCCUUCUUACCAACCAGCCUUGCAUGGCUUUAUCGUGACCGUAAAUCUCUAUGUGAGCUUUCCACAAGUUUCCAAAAUUUGCCUGGGGAAGCGGUAAUAUGCGAUAACUUUGGAAAGCAACGUGUCAUUGCUGUUGGUUCCACUGAGUCAUCCUAUCUGAAACAAUCUAUACCGUUCAAGUAUCAGCUGGGUAGUAAAGAAGGAUUGGCUGUACAACUCAUUGCUCAGUAUUUAUCACAAGCAGAAGGUACCUUAUAUAAAGCGAUACGUGGGAAUGGUUUAGCAUAUGGUGUAGGUAUUGAAGUAGAUCUGGAUAACGAGUUGCUCAGUUUUGGUAUCUAUCGGAGUGCUCAACUUGAGCAAGCUUAUGAAGAGGCCAAGGAAGUUGUGUUCAAUGAAUUAGAGCACGUGGAUGAAAAUGAGUUUGAAGCAGCAAAACGAAGUUUUGUAUCGGAGAUAGUGCAGGCUGAGGACACGGUAAUUAACGCUGCGCAUCGGGCUGUUUUCAAUGAAUUUCGACGAUUACCACCUCAAUUUUGGCGGGAGUACGCUGAGCGUAUCUGGAAUGCAUCGAUGAAAGAAGUGGUAGAUUACAGCAAGAAUUUUUUCCUUGAUCUGUUCGACGAUAAGAAAUGCUGCCGUGCAAUAGCUGUGCCGCACGGGAAAUUAAAAGAUAUUGAAGAACAUUUCAAAGGAAUUGAAGUGGUCUGUUUUUCAGAUCUGCAUGUAAAAGCUACUUAGCUUUAAAUUUGCUGGCACUUCUGUCUUCUGCUGUUACCUUUGUCUUCUGCUAAGUUUUUGAGUUGACAAAUUAGGGAGGAAAAACUCCUAAUAUUGUUUAGUAAGAGUCAAGAAUGUAUGCUGAGCUAUCCUGCAGUUCGAACCAAUUCAAAUGCAUUUCACGGAAUCGCUAUCCUGAAUGUUGCACAGUGUCGUCACUUUUCUCUUCAGGAUGUAAUAUUGCCUUAGUGGGUC
Messenger RNA from Loa loa (African eye worm), 3258 nucleotides. RefSeq lists its product as hypothetical. Gene Ontology annotation, molecular function: metal ion binding. The transcript has 22 exons. Bases 28 to 3024 code for a protein of 998 amino acids. Lineage: Eukaryota; Metazoa; Nematoda; Chromadorea; Rhabditida; Onchocercidae. The record is from RefSeq and is a predicted model, not a curated record.